This is a messenger RNA of Danaus plexippus (monarch butterfly), 512 nucleotides long. RefSeq lists its product as uncharacterized. The transcript has 3 exons. The record is from RefSeq and is a predicted model, not a curated record. Bases 48 to 389 code for a protein of 113 amino acids. Lineage: Eukaryota; Metazoa; Arthropoda; Insecta; Lepidoptera; Nymphalidae.
ACAUAUUCGUCAAAAUUUUUGAAUAAGCGCUUAUAAGGUUUGCAAAAAUGUUGCGGGAGGCAUUUAUGGCUGGUAUUUGGUCUUCAGCUGGCAGUACGUUGGGGAAACUGUCAGGGACUCCUGUGGUUGUAGGUGACAGUUACUUUUUAUGGGCUGUGUUAUUAAUAAGCAUGGUUUUAGUAAACACAUGGGGCUGCCGAUGCUACCUCAGAUCAUUAGAUGCAGCUUCAAACUCUGUAGCCCCGACAGUUAUAUCUUCUGCAUCCAGUUACAUUUUGUCUGGUAUCAUUGGGGUGGCAAUGUUUAAUGAAGUUUCAUCAUUUAAAUGGUGGCUUGGUACAGCUCUAAUUAUACAAGGCUUGGCAUUAGUGGCUCGAUCAAGGAAAUGAGUCUUAAUAGUAGUCUGGAAAUACUUUUUUUGUAUUAUAAAUAUAGUAUUACUUCAAGCUUGAUAUCAUUUAAAAGUAAAAAAUGAAGUGAAAGGAUAAAAUAAAAUAAAUAUAUUAUUGUCA